AAUCCGUGUUGCUCGAACGUUUCCCCCACGUGUUUCCAUUACUCUCAGUUCCUUGUCAAAGCAAAGUCCCUCUCUCUCUCUCUCCUCUCUCUCUCUCUCUCUUCCUUCUCUCUCCAGACUCGGGACCUUGUAAUUUCUUUAUAUUUUGUUUACUGAAGGCGGAAGUAUUUUCCUUAUAACUCUCAGAUAGCUCGGGAUUUUGGUUGAAGGAUUUAUUGUGUUAGAUUUUUUUUCAGGUCGACUUUUUUGUUUGCUUUUUUUCUUUUUGAGUGAUUGUGGUGGGCCGCUGAGAUGGAGAGAGAUUUCUUGGGUUUGAACUCAAGGGAGCCGGUGGUUGUGGUGAAGGAGGAGACCAACAACGAUGGCGGCAAAGACCCAGGGUAUGGAAGAGGUGGAAGGGCACAUUGGCCCUUUCCAAACAACGUCUCUGCAGUUCCUCAGUUUAUGUCCUUCAAAGCUGCUCAAGAUGAUAGGACUAAAAAAAUGGUACCUGAUUCAUUCUUGUCUUCCAUCUCUGCGGAUGCAUUUGACCUUUGUCGAAAACAAACUACAUAUGAAUCUCAGAAGAACUUCAAUCACGAUAGGCAAGGUGGGAUUCAUUUUUCUCUGACAGCUUAUCCUAGGCAACGUGAUAUGCAUUCUGUGCACCGUCCUCAUGAUACGAAGAUGAUUUCAGUUACAAGUCAAGGGAUUUCUGUUCUAAUGAGCAAGCCUUACUUGAAGAAUCACUUUACUACUACUGGUCAGAAUUUUUCCACCACUACCAUGAAGCAGACGGCUCCAAUUUCAGCUCUUCCCGUUACAGGUGGUUCCAUUGCUGGGAUCACUGAGCCAUGGAACAAAGUCAAGACCUCUGGGUCUCCUUCACAAUUGACAAUCUUUUACGCUGGUACUGUGAAUGUCUAUGAUGAUAUCUCCCCUGAGAAGGCUCAGGCACUGAUGCUUUUGGCUGGAAACAGUUGUUCUAACUCCUCGAGUGCUGCACAGCCCAAAGCUCAAGCACCGAGUGCAAAGUUGGCGGUGGAAGACGGUGUUGCUGUGAAUCAGCCUGCAAAUAUACCCCCAUCUGCUCUUUCUAGCCCCUUAUCUGUUUCUUCACAUACUGGUGCCCAGUCAGUAAGUGGGUCCACCAGCACUGAUGAACUAAUGUCAGCUAGAACGACCGGACGUCCAACCAGUCCUGUUAACAAAAUGGAGGCUCCUUCUAUAGUUCCUUCUGAUGUUCCACAGGCUCGCAAAGCUUCCUUGGCUCGAUUUUUAGAGAAGCGCAAGGAAAGGGUGAUGAGUGCAGCACCAUACAAUUUCGACAAGAAAUCACCGGAAUAUGGCACUCCGAAAUCCAACCGAGUGAAUUUCGGUCAACAAGGAGAACAACGAUGAUGUUUGAUGCUUAAAGCAGAAGGGAUAAUUAUUUCAAAUUUUGCGUAGUACAAGUUAAAUAUGCAAAUCACAUUGUCAUUCUUUGUGAAAAAUAACAGUUAUCCUUACUGUUUUAGAAUUUAAGUUUAGUCCCGAAGUGUUUUGUAGGGUUUUGGCACCCCACCUUUUUUUUUUUUUUUUUUGAUGAUGCUAGUCGGAUCCUUUUCCCCGUAUCUGACUCUGUAAUGUUGAACGAACAACUUUGUGUAAUAUAUAAAUUUCUAUUGUUAUUAUUA
Messenger RNA from Pyrus x bretschneideri (Chinese white pear), 1655 nucleotides. Its product is annotated as protein TIFY 6A. NCBI's taxonomy places the organism in Eukaryota, Viridiplantae, Streptophyta, Magnoliopsida, Rosales, Rosaceae. The transcript has 7 exons. Gene Ontology annotation, cellular component: nucleus. Gene Ontology annotation, biological process: response to wounding; regulation of jasmonic acid mediated signaling pathway; regulation of defense response. The record is from RefSeq and is a predicted model, not a curated record. Bases 292 to 1380 code for a protein of 362 amino acids.